Messenger RNA from Monascus purpureus, 1279 nucleotides. The record is from the annotation of a GenBank genome assembly. Lineage: Eukaryota; Fungi; Ascomycota; Eurotiomycetes; Eurotiales; Aspergillaceae.
AAAACAUGUCAUCUAGUGAUGUGGCUGGGUGAUAGAAGAUGGAUCGGGUUAGGGACAUACCCGCCGAAGAGGGUCUGUGCGUGGUUGAUGUUCUCCUUACAUAAGGCUGUGCCAUUGCACUAGUGGCAGUAUCCGACCGAGAGCACUGCAGUGAUUUUUCUUAGACAGCUAGCCAUGGAACUGACAAUUGGCGAUAUUACUUUCAUCCAGGUCCUCAAAGAAUCCGACUCCUCUACUAUUUUUCAAGUGACCGUUCAAGGGAAACUAUGUGUUCUUAAGGUGUACCACAGCGCAAAGAGAUCUUACGCCGACCCUCCUAACCGUGAAAUCGAUCCCUUCAUCUGUGAGAGUACUGCGUAUCAUCGUCUAAAAGAGUAUGGAUUAUGUCGACAAGGAGUGGUACCAGACUUCUACGGUGUGAUAAAAGGGAUCAAUCCAAUAUCGUGCCAACCCUUUUUGAAGCGGUUUUUGAAGGACGAGCUCUUCCCCAAUGCCAUCCUUAUUGAAUAUAUUCCGGACUUGCAUGAAAUAGAUCUUUCAACAUUUUCAGACUACCGCAUAGCCACACUUCGUACAAUUCUGGAGAGCAUCCAUGGAGUGGGAAUCUAUCACGGCGACCCCUACCCUCGAAAUAUGAUGGUCCAGAAAUACACAAAAAGGGUUCUCUGGAUCGAUUUUGAUCAUGCACAGACAUUCUCAGAACAUAAAUGGAACUCUCAGUGGAUAGAGGAUGAAAAAGAAAUGGUUAAUGAGUUUUUUGACGCCCUAACAGAAGAUUAUAAUGAUGGCAAGAUAUCGCGCACCUGGCCUUAUUACUACACAUAUUUAUGAACUCGCUUCAAAUUAUAGAGUGGCUACAAAAUGAGUUCUCUAUGAGUGGAAAUUGCAUCUCAGUGACUGUAUGGAGAAGCAGAAAUGACGAUGGUCUUGGAGAUUGGUCUAGUAGUUAUUAUAUUUCCUGUGGUGACUUUUGGCCGUUAGGGUCGUUUAUGACUUCUAUAUACCCGACCUCGCAGCGAUCAUAUCCAACUCUUCUCCGGCAGACUUCAUAUUGCAGGGCAGUUUUUCCGCCCUUCGUAUACUCGGACUAGAGGAAGCCCAACUCAUUCGAUAAACGGUUAUCAUAGCCUUUUUCAGAGCAGCAUCGCCCUCAUAAUCAGAGCCCAAUAUUCACUCACAACGGUUGCUAUCGCUUGCUGUACUUUUCGAGUAGUAUAGAAGAUUGUCACGAGUGUAUCUUAUAGGAAAUGCUGUGCCCAGACGGAACGUACUAGCAUAC